UGCUAAUUGUUGAAUUUCGAGCCUGCUAGCCAGCCUGCAACCAUUAUUGGUGUUGCUGGGGCAGGGCUUCUCUGCGACCUAAACCUGAAGCCUUGUGCAGCUGUUAUUUGGAGAUUUCUUCCUCUCUUUCAAAUAUAUCGUCGAUAAAAUCCAUUUAGUAAGUGUCACGAUGGGAAACACGAAAUUCGAAGAGGGGCUGGCGGGAGCUGUUAUUUCAGGCGUGCAGCAAUGGAUUCAGCAGCAGAAAAAUGAGCACACAUUUCUAUGGGAUGGAUUUGACGGACGCAUCCAUUGAUUAUCGAUGUUUGCAUCCAUCCGCGAUGCAGAUUUUCGUCAAGACCCUGACCGGAAAGACGAUCACCCUCGAGGUGGAGUCGUCCGACACCAUUGACAACGUCAAGCAGAAGAUCCAGGACAAGGAGGGUAUUCCCCCAGACCAGCAGCGCCUUAUCUUCGCCGGCAAGCAGCUCGAGGAUGGCCGCUCCCUUUCGGACUACAACAUCCAGAAGGAGUCGACCCUUCACCUGGUCCUGCGUCUGCGUGGUGGUAUUAUUGAGCCCUCCCUCAGGGCCCUUGCCUCGAAGUUUAACUGCGACAAGAUGAUUUGCCGCAAGUGCUACGCUCGUCUCCCCCCUCGUGCCACCAACUGCCGUAAGAAGAAGUGCGGUCACAGCAACCAGCUCCGCCCCAAGAAGAAGCUGAAGUAAAUGUUUCGGUUUAUAUCCUUUCUCUUGUUUGAACAUAUUUUUAAGACAAGUUGGGCUUUAAUACAAUGCACGUGAAGCAAAUUAUUAAAGUUAUCGAUAUCAAUAUCAUAAAAACAAUGCAAACGGUAAC
This is a messenger RNA of Kickxella alabastrina, 837 nucleotides long. RefSeq lists its product as uncharacterized. Gene Ontology annotation, biological process: translation; protein ubiquitination; modification-dependent protein catabolic process. NCBI's taxonomy places the organism in Eukaryota, Fungi, Kickxellomycota, Kickxellomycetes, Kickxellales, Kickxellaceae. The transcript has 2 exons. Gene Ontology annotation, cellular component: nucleus; cytoplasm; ribosome. Gene Ontology annotation, molecular function: protein tag activity; structural constituent of ribosome; ubiquitin protein ligase binding. The coding region runs from base 249 to 707 and encodes 152 amino acids. The record is from RefSeq and is a predicted model, not a curated record.